Telopea speciosissima is the source of this 1742-nucleotide messenger RNA. Its product is annotated as WD repeat-containing protein 53. The record is from RefSeq and is a predicted model, not a curated record. NCBI's taxonomy places the organism in Eukaryota, Viridiplantae, Streptophyta, Magnoliopsida, Proteales, Proteaceae. Gene Ontology annotation, molecular function: protein binding. The coding region runs from base 64 to 1200 and encodes 378 amino acids. The transcript is spliced from 11 exons.
GCGAAGCCAAAAAGCUGAAUAAAAAGAACAAAGGAGGGGCACAUAGUCUAGAACCCAGGAUCCAUGGCAGAAGAACUUACGAAGCCGAGACGUCUGAGAGGUCACAAGGCGACUGCCACAUGCUGCAUCGCCUCGCGUGACAGGCCCGGUGUGGUCGCAACUUCUGGCGAGGAUGGUUGCAUAUGCUGGUACGAUCUGAGGUGCAAGGAUGCAUUAUUUACCAUGGAUCUGGGGAAGAAACCUAUUUCUUCUAUAUGUUUCAGGCCAGGAAAUGAAGAUGUUGUUUAUGCAUCCUCUGGCACAGAAGUGAUGUGUCUUGAUGUUCAUCUGGCAUCUUCAUGGAAGCCCUUGAACAGUUACAACUAUAACAAGGAUGAAAUAAACCAGAUAGCAUUCAGUUCUAAGUCAUCAUUUCUUGCCGCUGCAGAUGAUAGUGGUGACAUAAAGAUAAUGGAUAUCCGCCAGCAAUGUCUUUACAAAACAUUACGAGCUGGCCAUUCAAGUAUUUGUAGCAGUGUGCAAUUCGUUCCUUGGAGGCCUUGGGAAGUAAUUACUGGUGGUCUUGAUGCAAAGCUUGUAAUGUGGGACUUCUCAAAAGGGCGACCAUGCAAAAUUAAGGAUUUUGGCAUGCACAACGUGGACAAUCAUGGUAAUGAAGGUCAAUGUUUCAAUCCAGCUUUCGUUCACGCACUAGUUAUUCCUGACAUGGAUAUGCUGGAGAAAACCGACAAGAUUUGUGUUGUUGCCAGAGGUGAUGGUGUUGUUGAUGUGAUUGAUAUUGAAUCUGAGCUUGCUAAUGUGAAGUUAAAAGGUUCCUUGCAGCACCGAAAAGGAUCACAAUCUAAUUCUAAAGCCAGCACAUCAACUUCAAAUACUGCAUCCCUCGAUCAAAAUAGAGGAAGUAGUUUUCAUUUGGAUUAUGCUUUGGGAGGGCAUACUGCUGCUGUAUCAUGUGUGGCUUUCUCGUUGUUCGGGGAGAGAGGAAAAUAUAUAGUUUCAGGUGGAAAUGAUGCAAUAGUUAAAGUGUGGGAUUGGUCUAAACAUCUUGAUGCUGGACAAAACAACAGCAGUACUAAUCUUCUGACUCUGAACAUCAACUUGAAGAAAAAAGUCAAUUGGCUCUGUACUACUCCGAAUGACUCAGAAAAUCUUCUUGUUUGUGACACAUCCAAAGUGGUAAAGGUUUACUCCAUUUCAUAGAUCAAACUCACAUGAUUAUGAUCCUGUUGUGGGGCUUGGAAGAGUACUUUUGCUUAGCAUUUCUGAACUCCUUCACUUGGGGUGUCAAUCUGUAGCUGAGAACCACUGCAGGCUUUGUUCCAUUGGCUUCGGCUGUUUGUUGCCGCAAGAGAAAAUGGUGAAAAAGUCGGGACCGCGAUCUCAUCCAUUACUCAUGUCAGUACAAGGUGGGUACAGAUUGGCAGCAGAUGUCAUUUUUCAUAUUAACAUCAAAUUCUUCCCUCAAAAUGCGCUUUGUGUGAUUGACUGUUAUCCGCAUGGGAAUUGAGUUCGUAAGGCAUUCAGGGAGCUCACAAAAUGUUAAAUUGCAAACAGUUGAUGUAUUUGUAACCACUUUGAUGGCCAAAACAUGAAGUCUUGAGCAUGGUAGAAUGCAAAAUAGUGGAGUAUAGGUCCGGUGCCAGUAGGUUUGCCUCCCUUUUGAUUGAGAUUGGACAAAACAGUAAUGUUGUAUCAAGGAUAUGUGAAGAAGACGAAAAAAAUAUUGGAACAGCUUUUGGUCU